Podarcis lilfordi (Lilford's wall lizard) is the source of this 10799-nucleotide messenger RNA. NCBI's taxonomy places the organism in Eukaryota, Metazoa, Chordata, Lepidosauria, Squamata, Lacertidae. The record is from the annotation of a GenBank genome assembly.
CUCAUAAAGAAAGGGAGGGGAGAGGGGUGGAAUGCCACCGCCUGAGGAAUGUCAACUAUUCAACAUGGAGACGGCGGUUACUACGCUCGAGACCAUGGUGAGUCCCGGGGCUGCCGUCGCGACGAAUGUGGCUGCGGUUUUCUUGAGGGAAGGGGCCGACCGUUGAAAAUGUGGGACCAACGAAUGGGAGAAAGAAAGAAAAAAAAAACACCGGGAGGGGGAAGGAACAGUUGAGGAAGGGGGAAAUGUGAGGGGAUAGUCCCAUCCCCCCCCCCGUUUUGGACCCAACCACACACCGCGGAGAGGCUUCGGAGAAGAUUCCGUUGGGCGAAUCCACUAUCUUCUGAGGGGAGGACAAAAAGGGGCGUGCUGGUUUUGGUCCAUUUCUCUUUGGAGGCUCGCUGUUGGGGGCGUGGCUCGUCUGUGUGGGCGUGGCCCUCCGGCCUAACCCAUUCUCUGAAAAGCCUGCUAUUUACGGGGCGUGACCAGAGCUUCGAGGGGGCGUGGCCCGUCGGAUUGGUCCAUUUCCCCACCCAUCAUUCAUCAAAGGUCCUUUUUCUUAGAGAGAAGGUGGAACAAGAUAAGGCAGUGUAGAAGGGUCCAUGUCCCCCUUCCAUGGGAGGGAAAAUAAGGGUUCAGGCUGGUGCCACUACUAAGCAACAACUCUAAUUGCCAAAAAAAAAUUUAUGUCCGUUUGAACCAAUAAUUCACAUAACAUUAUCUAUGUCCACCUGAACCUGGGUUUCGCUUUUAUAUUAUAUAUGACUUGAUUUCUUUAUAAGCUGUCACCCAUGUACAUAGAUCCACCAGCUGUGGGGUGUAGUGGUUGCCAAUAAAAAACAUAUGCAAAGCAGUAGUUAUUUAAUCAUUUAAGCAGAAUUUGUAUGAUAUAGCACCAUCUAGGUGAGCUUGAACUUUGGUUUCUAUUUUAUAUUAUUAAUAUAUAAUGUUUGGGCUCAAGUAAUAUUUGACCUGUAGCUGUUGCAAUUUUCUUCAUCCCAGGAGUGGCAGCUGAUCUGACAGAGUCUACAGCUUGCUUUGUGUCAGUCCUCCAAGCAAGAGGCCUGACAGUGGUCAGAAAUCCAUCCUUUAGGAGGAAGCUGCAAGAAAUGUAGCACACUCCAGCUUAGCUUGCACGCUAUUGAGAGAAAGGCCUCCAAUUGUGUAUCUUGUCUUCCCUGCUAAGGGUCUUAAAGAGAACAAACAACAGGGGAAAUACAGGUGCAAUACAUGGUAAUAAUUCAUACUCAUCUUUCAAAAUUUCUCAGAGGGCAUUCCCAGAUCUGGAGUAUGAGACCGUAUCACUGUCCUCUUCCAGAGAGGGAUUCAAAGAAUCCACUCCAUUUCUGGUGGAUUUGAGGGAGGGGACAAUGAAACUUCAGACCCAUGAUCCUGACUCAGGGAUUGAAGGAGGUCAGCUGGCUGGAUGAGAACACUCCUUGUUCCUCUCUUUGAUAGUUGGCAUAUUUCUUGGAGGUGGAAGCUGACAAGAACACCAUCCUCCUCUAAAGAUGGAUUUGUGUGGAUAUGCACACAUGCACACACACAUAUUUAAAUGAAAAUACUGAAAGUAACUUUUGUUCCCAAGGAGAAACAGACACCCCCCAAAGAUCUUGCUUGGUUUUUUUUCUUUUUUAAACCAAAGGUGAUGGUGCAUUUCAUAGAGUCAAUUCUUGAAAUGUUUUGUAAGCUUUUCUUUUCUUUUUUGCAAGCCGUUUACAUUUUCAGGAUCUGUUCUUUCUUUUGGAACCAAAGAACGCCCUUCUGAGCCUGUUCGAUUCUGCUUCCUUGUGGAUGGCAAGAGGUGUCUGUCCACUGCCCUUUUUAUGUUGUACUACUAGUGAACGUGCACAAAAAGCAGUGCAAUGUUAAAAGGGCAUUGGCCAGCGAUGCUCAGUCAGCUAAAGUGACAACUUGAAGAGAAGUAUGCAAUCUUUUGUAUGUCUGUAUGUCUGUCUGAAACAGGGGUGGGGGACUCCUUUUUACAGCGGGAAUUUUAAAAUUGGUGUACUGAUAUGUGCACCCAGCUAUAACAUGUGCAUAAAUAAUAGCCUUAUGCAGUUAUUACCUUUCCACUGCAGUUCUUCAAUGGUGCAUCAGCACCCAGUCAGAAAAGAGCCAAAUUCUUUCUUCCUUGAUCAAGACCACUCAAAAUGAGGUGAGAUCAAACUAACAUGGACUGUGGAUGAGUUGGAAACAGCCUGCUGGAAAGAGUUAUGCAUGUGUUGGGAGUUAUGAUUUAGUUUGGAGGCUUCCCCAGCCCUUUUUAAAAGGAGGAGAAGCUGUUUACCUUUUUCUUAUUGUGAAGUUCAUUUAUAAAUUCAAAGUUCAGUAGCCUAUUCAUUGUUCUGAAGGCUUCUUGCAAUGCAUCUAGUGCAGAACAUCUCUCCAAAGCACCUUGCUGCUGACAAGGGCUCUGACUUCAUUGCACUACUGUACUUCCCAAUGAGCAGUGCAAUAGUAUUGUCAAAGCACUUGUGGGCAGGACCCUCAGCAGUGGCCUUGUGGCUUCUCUCUGUUUCUCCAAAGCCUACGUAAGUGAAUUGUGCAGAGGGAGCUGGAAAGAUUUUGUGUUUGCUUUUAUGACUGCAAACAUUAGCUGGAGACUUAGUGAACAAAGGCUCUGGCUAGCAAGUGGAUUUGCUGGAGGGCUGCUUUGAGAAGGGAAUGGAGGAAUGUUCAACCACCACCAAAAUGGGAUGUUGUCCAGUAACCAUAAAUUCUGCUUAUUCACACCUUGCUUAGCUUGGGUUGGCAGGAUUUGUUUUAGUCCGGUGUGUUUUGCCAGUCACUUGAUAGGGAAGGAGACACAGUUCACUGGUAGAGCAUCUGCUUUGCAUGCAGAAGGUCCCAGGUUCAAUCCCUGCCACCCCUAGGUAGGGCUGGGAGAGAGUUCUGACUGAAGUUCUUGAGAGGUGCUGCCAGUCAGAGUAGACAAUACUGAGCCAGAUGGAUCAACAGUCUGGCGGUAUAAGGAAGCUUCCUGUGUUCCUAUUACCUCCUUAAAAAUGACUCUUUGGCUAAUUGAUGGAGCUGUGGGUUAAGGGCACAACUAUCUUUGAGAGUUUUUAAAAAGUCUAUAUUGAUUCUGGCAUGUUGCCGUAAUAGAAGAUAUAGAAGAAUAUUGGAUGGCCUUUAAUUUCCUUUUAAUUAGGAGUGGCACCUUUUGAUAGUUGAAACGGCAGCUUUUGCUUGUUAAAUUGCCAGUUUUCUUGCACGUCUUUCAGCAUCUCAAAGGUACUGGAGCUGCUGGCAAGAUGCACAUUUUAUUUAAAGAUUUGUUUAUUUUUUAAUGCCCUGUCAUUUUUCCUCUUUAAUUUGUUGACGGCCCUGGUAACUAGGUAUCACUUUGUGAGGUCAGCCUGCCUGUUGCAUGAUACAACAAGCUUGUGAUCACUGAGAAAUGGCACUAGUUUUAUUUAUUUUGCUGCUGGAAAGAGGCUUCUUUUCUCUUAUUAUGUGUAGCUUGCUGGAAAUUUGGAAUGGACUGCCAGUUUUCUGAUAUAGCAGCUCCCAGCCUGACCAUGUAAUUCCUUUCAAUGGAAUUGAAAUAUGGAAAUCUGGGUAUGUAACAGGGCAUGCUUACAAUUUUCAGAUGCAACCUUUUGGGCAUCAGGCAUAUCAAGCUUUAACACUGUGAGUUCCUUGCCUGCAAUCCCUAAUUGGAUAGGUGGCAGGAAAACAGAAAGCCAAGUACCGUACUUCUUUACACAUGGAAUUCACUUCUAUAAGAAGUUGUGAUGGCCACUGACUUGGAGGGCUUUAAAAGAGAAUUAGACAAGUUCAUGGAAGAUAAAGCUAUCACUGGCUACUAGCCAGGAUGGCUAUGUUUACUGCCAGUGGCAAUAUGCCUCUGAGUACCAGUUGCUGGGAAUCACAAGCAGAGACAGUGCUGUUUGCACUCUGGUCCUGUUUUCAGGAUUCCCACUUAGGGCCUCUGGUUGGCCACCGCGAUAACAGAAUGCUGGAUGGGCCACAGGUCCGAUCCAACAGCCUGUCUCUUUUCGUGGUCUUUUACAAACUGUUGCAUGUGCUUCGUAUUUUGGGUUCUUGUGAUCGCAAUAACGGUUUUGAUCAGCUAAAAAAAGACCCUCCGGAAUGGGGGUGGGGGAGGCAAAGUAGGGCAUGAUUUCCUCAAGUUAAAUUGUAGUUCUCACAAUGGCCAGCAAGGGCAUUAGGUGCCUGGUGGGGCUAGUUUUGCAGCAGAGCUGCCUGGGACUGGGGCUUCUGCUUCCCAUCGCCUCCAUUAAGGCAGCCUGCUGGAGUGGGCUGCUUCCAGGUCACAGCUGAUGGCAGUGGAGGGGGACCCCAGUGGAGAUGGCUUUUCCAAGGGAUCUGAUGCCCUAUACAGUAACUGCAUAGUCUCCUUUGAGGGUGAGUGAAUGGCGUGCUGCCCUCUUGUGUCCAAAGUCAGGAAACACAGGUCUUUGUCUGUUAGACAUCUCUCUUCCAGCCUUCUGUCCUGCAGGGAGGUACAUUCUUUCGGUUUAAUUCUUUUUUCUUUUAUCAUGUUAAAAUACGUAGGCACCUGUUAGCCUCUAAGUAGGAAGCCUUUAAUUACUAGCUAGCCCCAACUUUUAAUAUGGAGGCCAAUCUGUAUGGCAAGGUAACAUUUCCAGGAUCUGGAUGGCUAAAUUUGGCAAAUAAUAAAGUCCCUUCCCAAAGCGAUGUUUUCCUCUGAAGACAUUCCUUGGGCUGUUUCUGUGAACUGGGUGUGCAGCUGCGAUUCCCAUAAGUCUUUAAUAGCUCCUUUAAGGAACUGAUUACCGUUAAUUAAGUAAUGCCCCUGUCAUCCCACUGUCUUACUCAGUUCCCUGGUGGCUCAGUAAUCAUGAAUAGAGGGGAAUGGUAACAUUGUAAGCUUGAUUAUCUCUUCAUCAGCCUUGUUUAUCAAAUGCCUGGCAAGAGGAGCUAUCAAGAGGAUGAGUUUUGUAGGGUAAUUAUGUGGGAGAGAGACUACAUAACCCAGAUUUGGCAGCCCAUAAGCAGAUCUCUCUUUGUGUACAGAGCUCAUGCUAGUACAGUGGUACCUUGGUAGCUGAACCAUUUGGCUCCCAAACAAAUUGGCUCCCAAGCGCCGCAAACCCAGAAGUGAGUGUUUCAGUUUGCAAACGUUUUUCGGAAGCCAAAUGUCCGACGCAGCUUCUGCUUGAGUGCAGGAAGCUCCUGUAGCCAAUCGGAAGCUGCUUCUUGGUUUUCAAACCAUUUUGGGAGUUGGAAAUGGAUUAAAUUCGAGAACCAAGGUACCAUUGCAUGCUAUACCAUGCAUGUUGUUUGUAUGAGAACUCCUUUUGGCCCAGUGAAUGAAAUGAUCACACUUCAUUCUCUCAAACUCCUUCUCAAAAAAGAGAGAGUCAGUGUGGUGGCCCAGGACAUCAGCAUUCAUAUCCCUGCUCAGCCAUGAAAUACUGGGUGACCUUGGGGCAGUUACAGUCUCUCAACCUACUCUACCUCACAGGGUUUUUGUGGGGGGGGGGAGUGGGAAAGAAAAGAACCAUGUAUGCCACCUUGAGCUCCUUGUAGGAAAAGUGGGGUAGAAAUGUGAUAAUAAAAACUUGCUUCUCUGUAUACCUUCAUGGCAGUUAAGCCAAGCUCAAGCUGGCUUACAGCACCUAGCCUUGUAUUUUUUGUGCCAGGGAAGGUGGCCUUGUGCUGGAUUGAGGGGAAGGUGUCAUAGGUGCCAUUUGUUCCCUUCUGACAUAGAGAUGGAAAUGGUUUGAUGAAGGAAAACUACCUGCCUUUGAAGGUGACUCUUUGCAAUGUAGGAAGUCCAGAAUGUGACUUGUGAAGAAACCCAAGGACAGAGUCUCUUUCCUGGGUGGUGGGCCAGUUCUUGAACACAAUUAAAGUAAACCUUUUUCAGAGAAAAGAGCGGACUCAACCUCCAGUUUCAAUUCAGGGUGAGGGGAAAUGUGCCUCUGCUGUCAAAGUUUUGAAAACACGAAACAGGAACUAUCAGAGCCUAUGUGUUGUAUCCAGUGUAGUCCUAUUGGCAGUGUGCUUGUUCCACUUUGAAAUUUUGUGUGCAAUUGCUUCAUCCACCACUGCCUUGGUGCAGGGGGUGGCGUCGGGAGGAAGAGGCAGCCCGCCUGCCUGCUGGGGCGAAGGGAAAGGCAGACAAAUGCACGAGGCACUGCCUGGCUGCGGACGCUGCCUGACGCCCCUGCCGGACCCAGUGCUUGACAACAUCAGACAGCCCUGCUCCACAAAGCAUGGAUUGCACCCCACGCCUUGUGGAAUGGUGAGCGGUGCCAAGGCUGCCUGAUACUGCUGAGCGCUGGGAGCAGAGGGCAUCCCUCGGCCAGGUUUCAACAUUGGGAUGUAUCGGCAGAUUGCGAUGUCUGGCUGGUGAUACAUUGUGAAGUUGAAAAGCUGACAUCGCCCAGCCCUAGUGCACCUUUCUCUAUCUUCUCUCCACAUCCCCUGCACUUAAUGUGUGUACUGCAACAGUAGGGGUGUUUGGUUUCCAAUUUAUAUAACAGAAUUGUGAUUGACCAUUUGGGUGUUUUAGUUCCAGAAGGCCGAAUCCGACCUGGAUUACAUUCAGGCAAUGUUGGAGUUUGAAAUGGUGAAAGGGCAUGCUGACGGACUGUCUAAAGAGGUACUGAAUCUUUUAAUAUAGGUUGUAAACCACUUUGAGUCGUCCCCCCGCCCCUUAUAAAGCUAUAGAAAUGAAAUGAAAAUAAUAAUAAUAAUAAUAACUUUGCUUAAGGCUGCACUCCUAUCUCCACUUACCUGGGAAUAAGCCCCACUGAACCACGUGGGGUUACUUCUGAGUAGCUAUAUCUAGGGUUGUGCUGAAAGUAGUGGUGUGAGUUUUCUGAAAAAUGUUGGAAUUCAUUUUCUAUAUGCAAAUUAGCUAGAUUUGCAUAGGGAAAUUUGCAUCAGAAAAUUUUCCGGUGUCCUAGAGCACCUUUAAUUGACUUGGUGCUCUCCAGAUGCCAUUGGACUGAAACUCCCAUCAACCCACAGCCAGUAUGGCUAAUGGCCAGGAAUGAUGGGUGAUGCGGUCCCACAACAUCCCUAGGGGCAUCAUGUUGGUUGCCACUGCCCCAGAGAGUAAUCUAAUUCAGCUUGUUUAUUUUAUUUGUAUUCAGUAAACAAAGCUUUUUUAAAAAGUAUCCCGUGUUAAUUUUUUGUCCACAAACAUUUGAAUUUGUGGUGGUGGACAGCGGAAUUAAACAUGACAAAUAUUACACAGCGAUGCUCAUUGGGAUGUACAUGCUUUAAUUUGCUGAAAUUUAUGGGUGGUGGUGGUGGGGAAAUCACAGAUGCCUGAAUCUGGCGCUCUAAUUAAUUUUAGCAACCCAUAAUAUACUGACUCGCAUACUUGCCAAGGAGAAUUGCCUGAAAAACAUCACCAUGUCCGUGCUGCACUGUGCAAGUUCUCUGGUCACAUCCACACCAUAUGCUUCCAGCACAUGGCUUUCCCCAAAGAUUCCUGGAGACUUUCGUUUAAGGGUGCUGUGAAUGGUAGCUCUGUGGGUACAAACUAUGGUUCCCAUGAUUCUUUAAGUGUAUGGUGUGGCUGUGACUUUUAACCCUCCAGUUAGCUGAAUCUGAUUGGGUAGGCCUCCCAUUUGUGUUGUGUUUUGAGGGUCCUUUCUCCUCCCCACCCCCAUUUCUGCUUCUCUUCCAACUGUGCAUCUUCCUUGCUUUGGCAACAGGAGAAUCCUCUGGUUGUCAUACAGCAGCUGUCACUGGUGAAGUCUCGCUACAAAAUGUUGUGUGAGCAGCUAGAAAGGAUUUCUACCGAGCGGCGGGAGUCCAUGCGGUCGAUCCGUGCUACUCUGGCCAAAACAAUGAAGCUGGUUCAGGAAAUACAGCACCACACUGGAAUGGAGGUAGCGCUCUUGAGUUGCCUGGCUUGAGGGACGUGUCUGUGCACGUGUAUAGAUAUAGGGAGAGACAGAGAGCAUUGGACUUUCCUCCAUCAGCAUAUAGGAACUUCAGGAAAGAACACAAGUUGCUUGAAGUGUGCAUCUGUAGGUAAUUGGUCUGAAAUGUACACCUGCUGGUAUUCAACUCCUGCUUUUGAGCUUCCCACUGGGGCUUCUGGUUGGCCGCUGUGAGAACAGGAUCCUGGACUAAAUGGACCACUGGCCUGAUCCAGCAAGGCCCAUCUGAGCAUAUUCUGGGUUUCAGUUUGACUCAGUUGGGCCUUGGCAUUUCCCAUCACAAGCUAUGUGAGCACCAGGAUCAGUCCCAGGGCAUAUCUUAGAACAAGACCUGGAAGAUUUCAGAGUUGUAGGAUCUACUAUGCUACAUUCCUAGGAUCCACUGGCUGGAGUCAGAGGGUUGGGGGCUGUGGAGCCUGUUGCAAAGUGUUGGCUAGGGGGCAGACCCCAUAUUCUAUCACUCUUCGUGAGACAUAUCCUGGGACAAGGGUAGCUGAUGCAUUGGACCCCAACUCCCAUUCUCCCUGGCCCUUAGCUGUGCUGUGGAUGAUGGUAGUUGGAGUCCCCAUGACUUCUGGAGGGCAACAGGUUGGCUUACCCUGCAUAAUAGUAGUAUCAGUAAUUUUAUUAUUUAUACCCUGCCCAUCUGGCUGGGUUGCCCCAGCCUUGGAAUAUCCUACAUAUUACUAAAUUACUAAAACCUACAGAUUUUAAAUCUCUACAAACGGGUUUUUUUAAAAACCACCCAGCAUAACUUCCCAAAGACCUGGUCAAAGGCAACCAACGAAUUUCACAAGUGAGGAACAUCUGAAGUUGACGCAGAAGCUAUUAGCAUAAGGCCUGCCAUGGCACAUAUAUAUUUGUUUCCUUCAUAUUUGAUUGGAAGUUGGAACCCUCUGCCAAUCUUGUUUGAUGAUCUAAAAUAUGGCUAGGAAUGUGAACAAAUGACCUUUGACAAAAGAAAUUACAAAACAUUACAGAGAUUAGAGACAAGAUUUGAUGAGGUUCUUGAGGACAAUAUUUAUUUUAUUGCAGAAUGUAAACAGCCCUGCUUAAGAUGUUCCUCUCUCUUGUCCCCAGAUCUCACCUCUAUCUGAAGAAGAAGAACUUGCAAUGCAUCACUUAAUGUACCAGACUGCUCAAGUAUCAGAUACCCCAGAAAAACAGGUAAUUCUGAACCCUGGGGAUCUUGUCUGUGUUUUUGCUGAGUAGCUCCAGACAGGGUUCGAAAUUAGCGGGUGCCAGUUGCAUUUUGCAACUUGCAACUGGCCUUUUGCGACUUGAUGGCGAUGUCCAGGUGCCACUUUUGGCACCCAGCAUCUCCACCUGCCUGGCCGGGUGAUUCAGGGGGUCUGGUCUCCAGGGUAGCACGGCAGCAAAAGGCAUGUCUUUUGCUAUCACUCUACCCUGCCAAACAGCUGCUUUACCCAGUAGUGCAGCAGCAAAAGUCACGUCUUUGUUUUUUUGCUGCUGCUACGUCUUCUGCUGCUGCGCUGCCCAGGAGACCCUGGUUCACCCGGCAGCAAAAAAAUAAAUAAAAACGCGCCACGGUGGCGGAAAAGUGGCUUAUGUUCCUCUCCUACUCCACAAUUUAAAAAGUAAUAAUAGAAACAAGGCAAUACCUCCUCUCCCACCUUUUUGCCUGUAGAAAUCGUUACUUGACCACUUGCUCAAAUUUGAGAAGCGCUAAAGAAUGGGCUCGCACUUUCUGCUCCCUUUUAAUAUUUUCACAGAUAUGCUUUGAAACCUAACUACAAAACAUAUUUUGGGCUCAUGCUUGGGUGGAAUAAGACUUCCACAAUCAUUCCUGAAGUACUGAGACAUUGAAAGUUCCAUCUGCAUCUUUAUUAUCUGUAGUAGCAGUUCUCCUGUGUAUGAGCACCAGCUUAAUCUUGCUCUUGUCUAGUGGGCAGGGGUGUGUGAAUUCAGAUAGGUGGUGAUAUGUGAUCCUUCUGCAAAAGUUAACACAAUUCAUAAGAAAUAUGGCAGCAAAAUAUGGCAGCCUGUGAUUCUUGACUUCUGUAGUUUAGAGCAAUGUCUUACAAAUGAAAAGUAGUUCCUUUUUUUCUUCUUCCCCUUUGAGGACAGAAUAUGAUUUGUCUUUUUAAAAAUGUUGUUCUUCUUUUCUGCAGAAUUGUCCCAAAGAGCAUGAAACCCACUGAUCCCAGACAAAAAUUCCAAAAAUAGCUUGUAUGUGAGGGCACUCAUCAGAGUUGGAAGUUGAAAACUGAGGCUACACUUUAAAUGUCUAGAUUGCUUGUGUUUUCUUUUUAAUAUUGGUACCCAAGUUUCCUGUACAUACUUCCUAAAUUGUUGUCAGAUGAACAAUGACUUGAACGUUUUGUGGUGGUGACGUUGUUGGUGUUGUGAUGGGGUUGAUAUUGUAAUGUUCCAAAGGUGCUUUCAACCAGAGCUUGUGGUCCUCUGGAUGCUAUUGGACUAUAACUCCAAUCAUCUCUCACCAUUGGCCAUGCUGGCUGCUGGGAGUUGGAGUCCUACAACAUCUGGCAGGCAUCCUGUUGGCUAGUCUUGCUCUGGGUUAAUUCAGUCUGCUGCUUACACUAUACAAUGAAUGGAAGCUGUUUUUGAUACAUUGUACAGUACCUUUCUCUUUAAUGUGGAUCAACUUGUAUAUUCAAAGCCAGGCUUUCUCAAACUCGGCCCUCCAGAUGUUUUGAAACUACAGUUCCCAUCAUCCCUGACCACUGGUCCUGCUAGCUAGGGAUCAUGGGAGCUGUAGGUCAAAAACAUCUGGAGGGCCAAGUUUGAGGAAGCCUGAUUCAAAGCCAUAGCUGUACCUUUGAAACAGUAGCCAAAUUGACACAUUGUGCUUAAAGUUGUAUUGCAUUUUUUUAAAAAAAAUACUUAGAAACAAUAAAGAUAAAUGUAUGACAACACAAA